This is a messenger RNA of Heterostelium album PN500, 288 nucleotides long. RefSeq lists its product as uncharacterized. The transcript has a single exon. The record is from RefSeq and is a predicted model, not a curated record. Bases 1 to 288 code for a protein of 95 amino acids. NCBI's taxonomy places the organism in Eukaryota, Evosea, Eumycetozoa, Acytosteliales, Acytosteliaceae.
AUGCUUUCGUCGCUGGUCAGACCGAGUUCAUCCGCUACAUUCGCCAGCAACUGCAGUUCUCGAUCAGCUCAGAGUAUUUGUCGCUAUGCAAUUGAACACGAUCGUGUCGAUCUCGUCAAAGACUACAUCAGCAACAAAUUGAUCAGCCAGACUGAUUUGGCAUACUGCUUUGACUUGGUUCGUCGUCAAAAAGAGGUAAAAGUAAUCCUCUCCAACGAGAUGCUAUCUCUUCAACAAUCAAACACCUUUCAAUUCUAUAUCAAGAAAUUAGUUAACAAAAUUAUAUAA